AUGACUUCUCAAAGCGAAGAUGAUGCUGUGAUUAUCGACCGCGACGAUGUCAGCAACUACAAUCCCGAACAUAUUCUCCCCGAGUCUCCCGAGGUUAUUGAGAAACUCAGAGCCUGGCUGAGACCCACUUCAUACGACUUCAAAAGCAGCGAGUACCGCAAGCAUCUUGGUUCGCACAUCCCAGGUACUGGAGACUGGCUGACGGCCAGCCAUUCUUACAAGCAAUGGCUACAGAGCGAAGGUACCGGUCUGCUAUGGGUCAAAGGGAUCCCAGGGUCCGGAAAGUCGGUGUUGGCUUCGAAGAUCAUCAAGGAACUCUCGGGUAACGACAAAGGGAGCCCGGUACUGUACUUCUUCUUUCGACAAAUUAUUGACGCGAAUCAUGAAUCGGCUGCACUUCUCAGAGACUGGCUGGACCAAGUCUUGGCAUACAGCCCGCCACUCCAGAAGCUUCUGAAAGGGUACGUUGUGAAGGAGAAAUAUAGCGACAAAACUCGAUCACUUGCCACCAUGUCGAUGCAAGACCUAUGGGACGACCUUCGACUGGCCUUUUCGGGACUGCCAGGUAAAGUCUACUGCGUCGCUGAUGCUCUCGACGAAAUGGAUCGUGGCAACGAUGUCUUUCUACAGGCAUUGGCCAACCUUGGUAGUCGGUAUCCCUCGAAAGUGAAAGUCCUCAUCACAAGUCGUCCGGUCCCCGCCGUCGAGGGUCCUCUCCGACAUGCCAAAUGCAUUCAAAUUCGUCUUCAAGAGGACGUAGUCGAUGCCGAUAUUUCGACAUUUGUGCGACAAGCACUGAAUGUUUCAGAUAUCUCUGACCAUGAUCGACAACUCAUCCAGGAGGCCAUUCCAGGUCGGGCUAAUGGCCUUUUUCUCUAUGCCAAACUGGCCAUGGACUCGUUCCUCGAGGCAGGGGCCGAUGUGAAGGCAGUUCUCGCCUCUUUACCAGCCGACAUGAACCAGAUGUACACCGACUUGCUCCACGAACACUCCCGCAGAUCAGGAGUCCCCGACGCUGUUCAACGUCUGAUUCUGCAGUGGGUUACUCAUGCGACCCGUCCGCUUAGACUCCUCGAGAUAGCUGAGAUGAUCGACGUUACCUCCAACGACGUUGCUCAUGAUUUGAAGGGCACCAAAGACCUCGUUAGAGCUGCAUGUGGUCCUCUCUUGGAGAUCUUGCCGGACGAAACUGUCUGUGUCAUCCACCAUUCCUUCACAGAAUACCUCAAGGGCACAACCAGAUCAUCAUCUGAUACCGGCUACCCUGUAUUUCGCUGUGGAGACACGCAUGCUUGCCUCGGCUCAGCAUGUCUGGCGUAUCUGCUUUCCGGGGUCUUCGGCGGAAGCAAAGAAGCACGAGACACUCCAAUUGUCAAACUCAAGCUCAAUUAUCCAUUCUUAGCAUAUGCGUUGGAUAAUUGGCAUGUCCAUGUUGCUAGAUCAACAGCCACAGGCCAUGAUCAGACCGACAUCAAUGUGGCACUGGAUAAGCUAAUGCGUGAUCCGGAUUCUCGGGAUAUCUGGAUCAAACUCCAGUGGUUCACAAUCGGUAAUGCUAACUCUGGCAUAACGCCUCUCCACAUCGCUGCAAUGCAUGGGCUCACUGCAUACGCAAAACAUCUUCUUCUGUCUCCCGAGACCGAGAUAGACGCGGUGGACGUUUACGGUAUGACACCCUUAUGGCAGGCUGCUACAAAUGGGAUGGCCGACGUUAUUCAGGUCCUCAUAGACGCUGGUGCAAAUCCCGAUCAUGAUGAGACUAGUAGUGGUCGCAAGCCAUUGCACGAGGCCGCCUCGAAGAACCAUCCAGAGGUUAUCAAAGUCCUCCUGAGCGCUGGAGUCAAUCCCUUGACGGAGAAGACAAGGGAGAACCCGGGGCGUCGGUGCGGAAACGCACCUCGGUCUAUCGGACAUACACCCCUGAUGAAUGGGCACCUGAAAGCCCUGGAGGCAUUUCUGCCUUUUCUCAAAGAUGAAGAACUCCUCCAUCGAGCCCUUGCCUGGUCUGCUGGAUCGGGCCAGCACGAUUUAGUCCAACGGAUUCUCCAACAUCCUGAGGUUGAUAUCAAUCGCAAGGUCCGCGGCGGGACACCUCUAUUCAUGGCAAGCCAGUGCGCUCACAUCAAGACCAUGGAGCUUCUCCUCAAUGAGGGAGCGGACCCAACAAUCCGAUAUAAGCUCAAGAGCCUGCUAGAGUUAUUCAUAGAGAAGGGGGCCAACAUUCACGAUCGAUCUCCUUCUGGUAAUUCUCUACUGCACAUAACAACCGGCAAUCCCGUAUGGCUGAGAAUUCUGCUUGACGCAGGCGUCGAUGUCAAUGUCGUCAAUGACGAUGGCUACACUGCCCUUCACGUGAAGAUGUUGUUGGUUGAGUCUCUGUCUCUUCUCGUCGAAAUUGGUAAGGCCGAAAUCAAUAAGAGGGCCCUUUCUAAUGGGAAAACGCCGCUUCUUAUCUCACUCGAAGACUGCCAUACAGAUACGACCCUCAAGCUCAUCGAGUACGGCGCCGACUGCACCAUCGUUGAUAACAACGGCAAUGGGCCUUUGCACAUUUCCUUGCAAUCCUACAGCGCCGAACCUCAAGUCAUAGAAGCGCUCUUACGCGCUGGCGCAGACUUAAAUUUGAGGAACAAAUCCGGACAAACGCCCAUGGAUGCCAUGUUCUCGCGGAACUCCCGAGCCUUCGAUUUGAUGACCGUCAUGAUUCAAGCCGGCGUGGAUAUCAAUACGAGGGACAAACAUGGCGCAACACUUCUCUUUCAGACUGUCUCAGGACAGGCCUCCAGUUCAGAGAAGGACUUGCAGGAUACGAUCAUGAAGCUUCUGGAACGGGGUGCCUUAUUGAAAACUCGAGACUUUGAGGGGAGGACCCUUCUACACGAGGUAGUCAAGUCACAAAAAGUGCCUCUGGCCUCUUUCGGUCAACAGAACCCUGGUCCUUCCACCUUUGACUUCCUUGUGGGCCUGGGUCUGGACGUUCAUGACACAGACUACUGGGGCAACAAUUUGCUUCAUGAGUUAUGCUGGCGAAUCCAUAUUGACUACAGACCCAAGGACAUGCUCGACAUGCUGAGGAUGCUGCUCAACUUAGGACUUGACGUCAAUCAACCCAAUAAUCGUGGUCGAACACCACUUCAUCGGCUUUGUACCACGACCGAAGGUAGUCACAUCGACAAAGACGAGACCUGCCUUUCACUGGUUAUUUCUCUUACCAAAGACAUUGAUGUUCGCGACAAGGACGGUAUUUCCCCGUUACAUCUAGCCGUAACCGUGUCAGAGUAUCUCACCAAAAAGCUGCUUGAUGCCGGUGCGGACCCUACGAUUGAGACAUACGAAGGAUUGACGCCGCUUCACCUCGCUGCUAGAUGUCGGCAGGGCAACAUUGUUGGCAUGCUUCUUGAUGCUCUCCACAGACGAGAUUUGGACAAACCCCUUGAUAGUCAGAUUAGGCAAGGAGCCUGGCUGAGAGCAACGAGUGCUAGCCCAAUCACUGGGGUCAAUACCACAGCCAACGGAUCCAUAAACGGUUGUGACUGCACACCACUGUACUACGCUGCUCUCUCAGGGAGACCAGAGGUAGUGUCAAUGUUGUUUGACGCUGGAGCCAAUGUCAAGGGAGUGAGUUUACGGCUUGCGGUUACCGGGUUCGAGGAUGAGCUCGAACUAUGGCGUAGGAAAUUACCUCACGACAAGGAGAAUGGGGCGUGUGGGGGUCUUACGAAGGAAGAUGCCACACGUCCAUAUCCGGGCGGUGGGCGCAACGGCAGGGAUAAACUCGAUUCCCUCGAGGACACGGCAAGACUCGAAGAGAUUAUAGAGAUGGUCUUGGAACACGGCGCUGAUCUGACCAAGCAAAACCUCUGGGGCACGAUUGACACAGCAUAUGGGUCUCUAACCGAUACCACCAUUUCUGGCUGUCGAGACUACGCGUUAAAGUGUCUAUCAGGUGCAGCCAAGAAGCAAUCCUUAAAGAGCUCGCAAGCAGCAGCACAGCUUGGCCAGGGACUACCUAACUUUGACGAGAAGCUCAUCCCUCACCGACUGGACGCCACAUGCAAGGCACUCCGUGAGCCUGGAGUCAUUGUGCCAGGCAAAGCAAAUGAGACUUUGUUCAUCACGCGACUAAGACGUCGCGAGUACGAUGCCAUUGAAGAGUUGUUCAAUUUGGGCGUGGACUUCCUGGCUCCUCACCAGAUCAGUGGGCUUACCAACUUGGGGGCCCUUGUCAGAGGAGGUUAUACUUCUCUUGUCAACCGCAUUGGCUUGCUCAUGUCUCAAGCGCAGGUCGAAGACGGUACUUGGCACCCUCCGGCUGACGGAAAACAACCUGGAUUUGGCCACAAUAAGACACGGGCCCACGACGUGUCAAACCACAAUGGCAUUGAAUAUCGCCAAGCAUUCCUGUUGCAGGCAGUCCACCAGGAGGUUCCCGUGUUCGACAUGGUCCGUCUCCUCGUAGAGACCUUUGGGGUUGACAUCAAUGAAGAUAGAGCUCUUCACUGGCUUGCCAAAGGCUAUCACUGGUGGCAUGCGGCUCAAGCUUUACCGUUCCUAAUCAGUAGGGGUGCAGGGCUCGAAACUAGAAACUCAAGAGGGCAGACGCCACUUCAUAUGGCCUUGGGCACGGAAGAUGGCGUCGGAUUAUUCCACAUGGACGCAGCUUAUCAGUUGAUCCUGGGUGGAGCAGAUGUUAACGCUGUGGACAUGGCUGGACGAAGCUGUCUUUCCUAUGCAGGACAUAAUGUCGACCUGACUCGUGUUUUGGUAAAGCACGGCGCGAUAGUUCACGCAGAUGCGAUCUUUGGUGCUAUCAACGAGAUGCAACCAGGAGUGCUCGAUGCUCUCUUGUCUACCGGGGGUAAUGCCAACAUUCGGAUCGAGAAGGACGACAAAGAACCCUGGAAAUCCGGGAACCGUCGGUGGGACCUGAGCAGGCUUCCAGACGCUGAGUGGUACCCCUUGCAUCGCGUUGCGGCGAAGUCUGGUAUCAACACUUACGACCAGAAGGAGAGAGCCAAGCUUCACUCAGCGGCUCUUAGCUUGAUCGAGGUCCUCUUGUCCCAUGGAGCCGACCCGCUCUCUACUUUCUCGAGAUGCUCUGGGGAAGACUGCUCCCAUCAAAAGAUUUACUCCCGGCGGCAAGCUAAAAGGUUGUAUAUGUUUGACGAAAGGCCCGAUGGUUUUGACGCUGUGGGUGACCCAGACUACUCUUUCGAGCCGCACCUACAUGAGGACUGUGUCGUUCUACACCAGCUUCUAGCUGAUGGACACAUCGUGCAUCCCUUCUUGAAGCUGCCGGCGAUCGACGCAAAUCAUCGUGAUGGCAGUGGUCGAACUCUUCUCCAUGCUGCUUGCUCCUCUAUACGGGGUCCCGAUGUGCCCUUGGGCUUAUUACCAGGAGAUUCAUGGGAUCCCCAGACAUCGAAAGAGAUAUCGCUCUUCGAUCAUCUUGUCUCCCUCGGUGUGGACGUAGAAGCACGAGACAGCCAGAGGCAAAACAUACUUCACCACAUGCUGAGGCCCCCUUCAAAGCGAAUCUAUCAGACACCAAUCAUCGAAAAGUCACUCACUUACACGAUAGAGAAGCACCCAUUAGUUAUCGAUCAAAGAGACAAUGAGGGGAAGACGCCGCUGUACCUAGCCAUCCACCGAGCUCUUUACGAAAAGAAGACGACCGCCGCCGACGCACUUCUUAGAGCCGGGGCGAACCCCCUCAUUGCAGACAACGAAGGUAACACCGUCCUGCACGUUCUCUCUCGCAUGCUCUGGGUCUCCUCUAUGCGACUGCUGUUCAACGCGCUCGUCGAGCGCGGAUGCGACGUCAACGCUCGCAAUUCCAAGGGCGAGACGGCUCUGUUCUGGUACUACGCGGGAAUUGAGCACAAGCAGUAUGAGGUCUACACGCACAAUCGUGACCCGCAGUUCUACGACGAAGAGGGCGGGAUUGGAGCGUUCGAGGCGGCGGGCGCGGACUUCGGGGCUCUAGAUGAUGACGGACGGAGCUUGUUACACGUUGCGGCGGAGGGCCACGUUAUACGAUUCAAGACUCUAACGGCGAAGGGUUUGGAUCCUUUAUUGGAGGAUAAGAGCAGGAAGACGGCGGUCGAUGUCGCGGCUGCGUGUGGGAACAAGGGGGUGUUGAAGCUGUUCAGGCGGGUCGACGCUGUGGAUGAUUCGGACGACGACGACGACGAUGAUGAGUCGCUUGAUCUGAACGAUGUUUUCUGGGCUCGUUAA
Colletotrichum fioriniae is the source of this 6237-nucleotide messenger RNA. The record is from RefSeq and is a predicted model, not a curated record. NCBI's taxonomy places the organism in Eukaryota, Fungi, Ascomycota, Sordariomycetes, Glomerellales, Glomerellaceae.